Mus musculus (house mouse) is the source of this 5291-nucleotide messenger RNA. It is a transcript of the gene Gen1, whose product is annotated as GEN1, Holliday junction 5' flap endonuclease. Gene Ontology annotation, biological process: replication fork processing; double-strand break repair via homologous recombination; positive regulation of mitotic cell cycle spindle assembly checkpoint. The transcript has 14 exons. The record is from RefSeq and is marked validated. Bases 248 to 2974 code for a protein of 908 amino acids. Gene Ontology annotation, molecular function: nuclease activity; DNA binding; magnesium ion binding. NCBI's taxonomy places the organism in Eukaryota, Metazoa, Chordata, Mammalia, Rodentia, Muridae. Gene Ontology annotation, cellular component: nucleus; centrosome.
GGGACUAAUGGAGAAGGCGCUGGAUUCGAAAUUACUGCCGGGAGCUUAGUGCUAGGGAGAGCAGCGGGAGGCUCCCCCAGCCCUUGGGUUUGUUUGUUUGUUUGCUUUAACUUUGUUUGAAGGAAUUCGGGAACUUAGGGGCGGUGGUAGUGGUUAACUCCGGGCCAGGCUGGUAGAUGACAGAAGUGUGCCUUCCACAGCCGCGAAGAGGGGGUGUCUGGAUAACACCAGAUAAUCAACCAUCAGGAUGGGAGUGAAUGACUUAUGGCAAAUUCUAGAGCCUGUAAAGCAACAUAUCCACUUGCAAGAUCUUAGUGGGAAAACCAUUGCCGUUGAUUUGAGUCUCUGGGUAUGCGAGGCACAGACAGUGAAGAAAAUGAUAGGAACUGUCAAGAAGCCCCACCUCAGGAACCUAUUUUUUCGUAUUUCAUAUUUAACUCAAAUGAAUGUAAAACUGGUGUUUGUAAUGGAAGGGGAGCCACCAAUGCUGAAAGCUGAUGUCAUAAGCAAGAGGACUCAGACUCGUUACGGGCCUUCUGGAAAAUCAAGGUCUCAGAAAACAGGGAGAUCACAUUUUAAGUCAGUCUUACGAGAGUGCCUUGAAAUGCUCGAGUGCCUGGGAAUGCCCUGGGUCCAGGCCGCCGGGGAAGCUGAGGCCAUGUGUGCUUACCUUAAUGCCAGUGGCCAUGUGGAUGGCUGCCUCACCAACGACGGCGAUGCUUUCCUUUAUGGAGCCCAGACUGUUUACAGAAAUUUCACGAUGAACACAAAGGAUCCCCAUGUUGACUGUUACACGAUAUCAUCUAUCAAGAGUAAGCUAGGCUUGGAUCGAGACGCUCUGGUUGGACUGGCCGUACUUCUGGGUUGUGAUUACCUUCCAAAGGGAGUGCCUGGAGUUGGAAAGGAACAAGCAUUAAAACUUUUGCAGAUUUUCAAAGGUCAAAGUUUGCUUCAGAGGUUUAACCAGUGGAUUGAAGACCCUUGCUACUCUGUUCCACAAUCAGCACCAAAAAAAGUGGUUCACUGCUCUGUGUGUUCCCACCCAGGUUCGCCAAAGGAUCAUGAACGUAAUGGAUGCAUAUUAUGUAAAAGUGAUAAAUACUGUGAACCACAUGAUUAUGAUUACCUCUGCCCUUGUGAAUGGCAUCAGACAGACCAUAAUAGGCAUCUAAGUGAAAUAGAAAACAAUAUUAAAAAGAAAGCUUGCAGUUGCGAAGGAUUUCCAUUCCAUGAGGUCAUCCAAGAGUUCCUUUUGAAUAAGAAUAAAAUGUUGAAACCGAUCACAUACCAAAGACCUGAUUUAUUAUUGUUUCAGAGAUUUACUGUUCAAAAAAUGGAGUGGCCCAGUCACUAUGCAUGUGAAAAAUUGUUGGUGCUUUUGACCCGCUAUGACAUGAUAGAAAGAAAACAUGGUAGAAAGACCUCCAAUCAACUACAGCCAAUUAGAAUUGUUAAACCCCGAGUCAGAAAUGGAGUCCAUUGUCUUGAAAUAGAAUGGGAAAAGCCUGAACAUUAUGUGGUGGAAGAUGGAGACCCUGGAAAACUGAGCCUCCUUACAAUGGAAGAAGCGUCCCUGUUUGAAGCAGCCUAUCCUGAUGCUGUGGCUGUCUACCAGAAACAGCUGUCAGAGACCAAAGGAAGGAAACAGAAAAGUAUGAAAAAUAAGCCUAAAGGAAGCCAUUUACCGGAAGCAGAUGAUGUGAUCAAUUCUCAGUCACUUAUGACUUUAAAACCUACAUCUAAAGCCUUCCCCAAGCAAAAUCCCAAAAUUAAUUUGGAAAAUUCUCCAGAUCCUAUUUUAGCACAGGAAUCUACUUCCCCCUCAUUGAAUAGUUUUGUUUCCCCUGAAAAUGCUCCCUGUUUGAAUUUACAAGAACAGUUAGUGCCAUCUCCCAGAACUUUGGCUAUAAAGCAAAGUAAAGAUGUCAGUCAUUUUCUAGUUUCAGAAUGUAGUCAGCCCAGCUCUUCCUCCCAUGACAUCUCUGUGAUUACUGAUCUGCAGUUGAGUACCAUUGAUUGGGCGGGUACUUCUUUUAGUAAUUCUCCAGCAGUUCAAAGAAACACUUUCUCUCAAGACUUAGCAUCAGAAUCUGAGUCAUCGGCCAUCCUUCCUGACUUUGAACAGCUGUCAUAUGAAUCAGAACAAGGGACCUCAGACAGUGAAGGGUCCGGUAGAGACCUUCAGCAGAGCAACCCUGAAGAGCAGCUCCUUUCUGGCAUCAGUGCUUUACAUCUUCAUGAUUUGCCUCUAAAAGAAAGAAUACGUAUCAAAUCUUCAUGCCCUCAGUAUAAUGUAGGAGCAGAUGCUGGCCUGGAAAGUUUGCCCCUAAAAUUGAAAGGCUCUUGUAUUGCUUACAGUAGCUCUGAUGGCUCAUCCAAUUUUUCAAAGGAUCUUACAGGGGUAUAUCUUCACAAAGAGUCCAGAAACUCUAAAGUUCUAGACAGCCGACUCCAAGAAAACUGCGGGGCGAAUACUUCCUUACCUUAUUCUUUCAGUGACAAAGCAGUAAAGACUUCCAGUCUUCAAGUUGGGCUGCCAACUGCUGCUAUACCUCAUAAUCCAAGAGUUGCUGUGAAAACUACUAAGAACCUUGUCAUGAAGAAUAGUGUUUGCCUCGAGAGAGAUUCCUCAGAUGAAGACAAUGCUCCAGGGUCCUGGAAAUCAAAGUAUACUGCUCCAGAAAUGAAACACAGUUCUCAGAAGCACAGCCUAGUCCAUGUCAGAGACAGUACUCACAACAAACUCAGAAAUCCUAAAGUGGAAUCUAAAGAAACCAAACUGUGUAAUGAGUCUUUUAAAACAGCUGAAGAUGAAGAAAACGGGUUCUCAGAUCUAGGGAGAAGUCCUCAGAGUUUUCGACCAUGUCAUGACAAAGAUGAGAACUCUACUGCCUCCUGGGAAAAUCCUCUACCUUUACGCCAGAGGUUAAAACUCAGGUUCCAGAACACUCAAAGUGGAUUUUAUAAUACUUAAGUUUAAUGUGUUUGAAUGCUGAUAGUAUUAGCAGGAGCCAAGCAAACUGAUGUUUGGUAGAAAAUGUACAUGAGUAUCUGCUGUUUAAAUCAAAAUUGUAGUUUUAAAAUGUUAACAGCCAAGUAUGGCUAAUGCCUAUAAUCACAGCAUGUAAGAGGGCCAUGGAGUCCAGAGGAUCAUCCACCAGGAGUGCAGAAUCAUUCUCUGGUAUGGAGAGUGUCAGGCCAAUCUCAGUUAUCUAAGAAAGAAAAACAGUUAAAAGUUUGACUAUAAAAGAUGAGCAUCUGGUGACAGCUUCAAAUAAUAUAUUUUUAGAACAUUUUAUUAUUCUUGAAAUGUCUUUAUUAUUAUCUAGCUUUUUUUUGUUUGGUUGGUUUGGUUUGGUUUUGGUUUUGGUUUUUUGAAACAGGGUUUCUCUGUAUAGCCCUGGCUGUCCUGGAACUCACUUUGUAGACCAGGCUGGCCUUGAACUCAGAAAUCUGCCUGGCUCUGCCUCCCGAGUGCUGGGAUUAAAGGCGUGCACCACCACGCCCGGCCUUAUUAUUAUCUAGCUUUAACAUAUCGGUUUAUUCUUUGACUGAGUAAAUGCUUUAUCAUUUUUAGUUCUUGUAUGUCUAAAGCAUUUGUUUAUAUAUUAUGUUUUAUCCCCAAGAUGGCAACACUUUAUAAUAGUGUUGCAGUAUCUUUUGUGGGCCCUUCCUAAUGGCUGUAUUUCCCCUUCAUGUUAAAGAACCGUUAGCAUGCUCUUCCACUUUUAGUAAUACCAUGCUUGAGAAGUGAAAAUGGAAGCGGAUGAUGUGUGGUCAAGGGUGGUUGUGAACUCUGGAUAAGGAAAGUCACUCCUUAUAUACAUUCAGAAGUUCACGGGCACUGCAAGCAGGAAAUAUUUUAAAAAUCAGAUGUAAAAUCAAAAGGGAAUUGGAAGCUUCCUUGGGAAUCGCACAGUAAUAAUAGUAAUGGUGUGGAUCCCAUCUUUCUGGUUUGGUUCUUGAGCUUUUAUUUUUGUUUUGUUUGUAAUCUAUAGAAUUGUUCUCUUUUGCUUUAAAUUUUCAUUUGUAGGUAAUGUUGACUUUAAUUCCUACAAACCUUAAAUCUUAUAUAAAUUAUAAAAUGCCUAAAGGCAUCUAGGGUUUAAAAGAUAUAGAACAGCUGUUUGUGAAUGACUGGAUCCUGAAAGUAGAAGAUCAAAGGAAUCCAUCAAAAACUUAUUAAAAGCAAGCCAGGCGUGGCAACACACACCUUUAAUCCUAGCAUUUGGAAGGCAAAGGCAAGUGGAUCUCUGAAUUCAAGGCUGGCCUGGUAGAUAGAGCUAAUUCCAGGACAGCCAGGGCUACACAUAAUUCCCGUCUUAAAAAAAAAUCUUUUUAAACAAAAACAAAAACUAUCAAAAGUGAAGAGUAAGCUAGCAAGGUUAUAAAAUUCAAAAUUAGUUUCUACAUAGUUGUAGUUCUGUAUAAUCAGUGUAUGACAAUGAAAUUUCACCAAGUGAAUUAAAGUACUCUGUUUACAACAUCAAAAAAAAAAAAAAAAAAAAAAAGCCGGGCAGUGGUGGCGCACGCCUUUAAUCCCAGCACUUGGGAGGCAGAGGCAGGUGGAUUUCUGAGUUCGAGGCCAGCCUGGUCUACAAAGUGAGUUCCAGGACAGCCCGGGCUACACAGAGAAACCCUGUCUCGAAACAAAACAAAACAAAACAAAACAAAACAAACAAACAAAAAACAUAGCAAAACUUAGUUACCAGUGAAAAACAAUGGAUGAAAAUAAAGUAUAAAUAAAAAGAGGCAUCCCAGAUUCAUGGAUCAGAAGACUUAACUUGGUAGUACUGUUAAACUGGCGAGUUUAACUACCAGCACUUGGAAGGUAGAGGUAGGCGAAUUGCUUGUGUUAGAGGCCAGCCUGGUCUACAGAUCAAGUUCCAGAACAGCCAAGGCUAUACAGAAAAACCCUAUCUCAAAAAACUAACCAAUCAAGAGAAAAAUAGACAACUGUUUGGUUUCAAUCCAGUCCCUUCAAUAUCAUGUUUGUUUGCUUCCAUACCCCCACCCCCAGAACAUGACAAGCUGAUUUCAUUGUUCAGAUAGAAAUUUAACAAAAUAACACAUCUUGGGAAAAUCGGAGAAUUCACACUUCCUUAUUCCUGAUUACUACAAGGUUGUAUAAAUUAAAUAUGUUAUACUGAUAUAAGGGUAGAUAUGUAGAUAAGUGAGUUGGACAGAAUCUAGUCUAGAAAUGUACCCUCAUAUUUAUGGUCAAUUGCAUUUUUAGCCAGUAUGAAGACAGCAAUGGGAAAACAAGUCUCAAUAAAUGCUUCUGGAACUUU